This is a messenger RNA of Schistosoma turkestanicum, 1774 nucleotides long. The record is from the annotation of a GenBank genome assembly. NCBI's taxonomy places the organism in Eukaryota, Metazoa, Platyhelminthes, Trematoda, Strigeidida, Schistosomatidae.
GUUUAGCCUUGACAUUAGCGCACAAGAUGACACUAUUUCAGAAUUCUGAUAAAACUGCUGAUCAUCUUGAUUCUUCUCAGGAUCGUGGAAAGGAGUUCAAGACUGAAUCUCUCUUGUGUCGUUUGAAGUAUCAAAAUAACUUACCGGAGCUCCCUUUCGACCCAAAGUUCUUAGUAUAUCCUCUCGAACCUUCUAGAUUCCUUCAGUAUGUAGCCACCUCGCUGGAAAGAAACUAUAAGCACGAACUACUGACGGAAACAGAUGUGGGAGUUGAGGUUGAUUUGAUUGAUCCUGAUGUUUUUCGAAUUGACAAAAGAGCGACUCUUCACCCAGAUGAUGAGCGACUGUUGGAAGAUGAGGCUCCUACUCUUGUUAAUGCACGUAAAUCUAGACAUCAAAAGUCAGUGUCUUGGCUGAGGAAAACAGAAUAUAUAUCUACGGAGCUGUACAAUCGUUGGAACAAAUCUGAGAAGGUUGAAUCUAGACUUGGAUACAAUGUUAAACGCCAUCUCAAUGAGGAGAUCGUAUAUCGUGAUCGCGAAAGCCAGAUCAAUGCCAUCGAAGAAACGUUCAAAGCAGCUAGAAAACCUAUUCAUAAGCACUAUAGUAAGCCGAACGUCCACGCUUUAGAGGUACUUCCGGUGUUACCAGACUUCACAUUAUGGAGAUAUCCAUGUGCACAGGUUAUCUUCGAUGAUGAUCCCUCUCGUAAAAACAAAAAUACCACUGAACAAAAGGAGGAAGUGAAUCAAGCAAUGAUUCGUGGUAUGGUAGAUGAAUCUGGUGAUCAUUUUGUUGCCUACUUUCUGCCAACUGAACAGACUAAACAAUUACGUCGUUUGGAUGCUGAAAAUAGAAUACCGUAUACGGAAGGUGCUGCCUAUGAAUAUGAACUUACACGAGAGUACAAUUGGAAUGUUAAAAACAAAACUAUGGCCAAUUAUGAAGAAAAUUAUUUCUUUUGUUUUCGUAAAGAUGGGGUUUAUUAUAAUGAACUAGAGACCAGAGUUCGUCUUAGUAAACGACGUAAACUAAACCAAUCUGGUACUAAUCUUGGUGCUCUGCAAGCCCCUAAAACUCGUUUGAUUGUUCAUCAUCGCGAUUUCACAGAUGAAGAAUUAAAAGCUCAAACUGACCGAUUGUAUAUGCUUGAACAUGAUAUUGAAGGGGACGAAGAAGAAGAAGAAGGUGAUGAGGAAGAAGAAAAUGCAGAUGGUGAUGAAAAUGGUGCUGAUGAAGAAGCAAUGAACGAUAAGAAAGAAACCAAUCGCAAAACUAAUUAUAAUGGUACUGACGAUGAAGAGGCAGAGGAUGGGAUAAGUGAUGGUCAAAAUACUGAGCCUGAAGAGGAAGAAGCAGAAGAAGAAGAAGCCGAAGUCGAGGAUGAAGAUGAGGAGGUAGAUGAAACACAUAAAAAUGAUUCUAAGAAACGUUUUCAAUCUAAUAAUACCUAUAAUCGUCCUAAAACAUAUCAUCAUUCAGAUGAAGAAAGUGACUUAAGUGACCUGAGUGAUUGAUUAUCUUAUAGGUAGGACGUUAUAGUGUAUGUUUGUUUCUCGUAUUGUCCCAGUUUAUUUUAUGAUGAUUUGCAAAAUCUUUUUUGGUAGUCUGUAAAUAAAUUAAAAUCCUUUGUUCCAUCUCAUUAUAUUGUCUGUACUGUUUAUUGUUCGACUGAUUUGCUCGUAUAAUCUCUCAAUAAUUUUCUGUAUAUUUACGGAUUGUAUUUCAGAAAAAGGUUAAUAUUAAAUUUCAAGUAAACAGUAGUUCGUGUGAA